UUAAGCGUUAGUUUAUUUUUCUUUCAGUCUACAAAUUAAGUACUCUCAGACAGCCUCAGUCGGAUUGGAUGGGCUUGUUUCUGAGUUGACAUAAAUAACGUCGCCACCUCAGACCAAUAUCACUUCUCCAUUUGCACCAUCAUGAGUUAGAACAGUCAGCGAGUCCCAUGCAAAAUGCAAAAGCGGAUGCAGUUUCUGAAAUAUGAAAUGAUAUCAUCAAAGUGUAACUCUGUGACCACAUGUGCUCUGAUGCUGCUGUCCAUAUUUUCUGUAAUAGGUGGACAUUCAGAAUUCAAUGGCAUCUCAGUUCAGACUGUUCAUCGAGGAAAGUCAGUCAAUAUCAGUUGUAAAUACAAACCAUCAAGUGACACUAAAUGUUUCACAGUGGAACUGAAAACUAAUAAUAAACUGUGUUCAUUAAUGAAGAGUAACAAUUCAUUGAUACAUCACUCAUGUAAAGAACACAUUAGAUUUAUUCCAAAGACUGAGGAAAUGUCAUUUGAGGUAUCAAAUCUGCAGAUAAAUGAUACUGGCACUUACAUAUGUGUUGUGACAAGAACCAUACCACCUCCUUCUGAGCUUUUGGGUGAAGAAAGAACAUUUGUUCAAGUGAUUGCACACCCCAAUGUGUCUGUGUCACAUGUAAGAACCUCGGAUGGAUGUCACACGAUUCUUUGCCUCUCUGAGGGGUUUUACCCUUCUGCUGUAGAGCAGGUGUGGAUGAGAAAUGGAGGAUUUCAGAACGUCUCUCUCACAUACAACAUUAACAAAACCAACCCAGAUGAAUCAUUCACCCUCCAUUCAUAUUUGAAUGUAUCUGACUGUACAAACUACUCGUGUUGGGUAAAUCACUCAUCCCUGAGCCAACCAAUGAUUCUCCACCUGCCUCCUCCUGACUGUUAUGAGAACACAGGAAUAAAAAUGUGGAUGACUCUGGUGACUUGUGUGCUGCUGAUUCUUGCCAUACUGAUUAUCACAGUCGUGUGUGAGCGUUUAAGAAGAGCACGUUCGCAGUCUGUGCCACCUGUAGGAAUGAGUGUCACACCUACGCCUGUCCUCUACACUCACCUGCAUUCUGAGACAUUGUAUUCAACACUGGGGGACCAUCAUCCAGUUCCAUGCAGCCCUGUCGGGAGUCCGCUCAUCUCCACAAUAAACACUGAAUGAAGACAUUUUACAAUGAUUGAUAGCCUGAUCCAUGUCUAUAUCAUUCACUGACCAGACACCAACUUGUGCAUGUGAUUUAUAUUUCUAUGAUUUUUUACUUUGCUUAACAUUUUGACUGUAAACACCCCAUUUUGACCUUGAGGCCAUGAGGUUAUUUGCAGCUUCAGCACUUUAAGAACCCAAUGAAAUGGUUUGCUGA
Molecule: messenger RNA, 1366 nt
Organism: Rhinichthys klamathensis goyatoka
Lineage: Eukaryota; Metazoa; Chordata; Actinopteri; Cypriniformes; Leuciscidae
Product: tapasin-related protein-like
Exons: 6
Coding region: 175-1167 (330 amino acids)
Biological process (GO): regulation of T cell proliferation; T cell receptor signaling pathway
Cellular component (GO): external side of plasma membrane
Source: RefSeq, a predicted model, not a curated record